UUGAGCCAGAACUCAGGUACAGCAAAGUAGUCCGUCAGCUGCGCGCCUCGACUGCCGCGGCAUCCCUUUUCUUGCACAGCUUAACUUCCUCCUUUUGCCUUUGCGGUCCUCAACGCUGAAAAAUGAGCUGGCUUCUGAAUCGCUUCAUGUUGCCCCUGGUUCUGCUCUUCUGCCGGGGGCUCCAGGAGAACGGCGCCCAGGCCUGCACCUGUCUCCUGCUGCAUCCCCAGCAAGUAUUUUGCCAAGUAGAUGUCGUCAUCAAAGCGAAGGUUGUUAGCACAACGGCUGACGGUGGCCUAAAUCCAAUCAAGUAUGACAUCCAGCAAAUAAAGAACUUUAAGGGCCCUGAGAAGGUUUUUGCCGCCGUGUACACUGCAUCCAGCUCUGCCGCAUGUGGAAUCACUCUGACCAACGGCGUUGAAUAUCUAUUAAUGGCCAGACUCCAGUCUGACGGCUCUCUGUACAUCACCUCAUGCGACUUCCAUCAGCCGUGGGACGACAUGAGCGCCACGCAAAAGAGCUUGUUGCAGCUCUACGGGAUGGGCUGCGACUGCAAGAUCACGCGCUGCUCCUCCCUCCCGUGCGGCAUCAGCAGCUGGACCGAAUGCUUGUGGACGGACUUUUUGCCAGUGAAGAUGGCCAACGCGGAGCAGGCCCGAAACUUUGCUUGCGUCAAGAGGAGAGAAGGCUCUUGUGCCUGGUACAGGGGUUCCGCCUCCCCCGCAAAGGAGUUUCGUGGGCGUUAAAGGUUCUUAAUGCAAAUAAAUGGUUUAUGUUCUGACAA
Syngnathoides biaculeatus (alligator pipefish) is the source of this 784-nucleotide messenger RNA. RefSeq names its product metalloproteinase inhibitor 2-like. Gene Ontology annotation, biological process: negative regulation of endopeptidase activity; negative regulation of membrane protein ectodomain proteolysis. Gene Ontology annotation, molecular function: metalloendopeptidase inhibitor activity; protease binding. The coding region runs from base 123 to 746 and encodes 207 amino acids. The record is from RefSeq and is a predicted model, not a curated record. The transcript is spliced from 5 exons. Lineage: Eukaryota; Metazoa; Chordata; Actinopteri; Syngnathiformes; Syngnathidae. Gene Ontology annotation, cellular component: extracellular matrix.